AUGAGUUUCCAAGCUGGAGGCCGUGGCUGCUUCAACUGUGGCGAAGCCACUCACCAGCUACAACUGCGGUGGUAUGCUAAACCCAUCUCCCCGUUCAAAUUAGGACCAGACCCUAACCUGAUUCUUCCCGAUCACAGGCCAGGGACAUGCCGUGAAUGCACAGUAGCUCCCAAGGAGAAGUCGUGUUACCGCUGCGGCACCACCGGCCACAUCUCCCGGGAAUGCCCCCAGGCGGCCGGCGAGGGCUACGGCGGCGGUGCCCCCGGUGGCCAGGAAUGCUACAAGUGCGGUCGUGUCGGACACAUUGCGCGCAACUGCCCCCAGGGCGGUAGCUACGGUGGUGGUUUCGGUGGCGGUUACGGCGGCCGUCAGCAGACUUGCUACUCGUGCGGCGGAUUCGGCCACAUGGCCCGCGACUGCACCCACGGACAGAAGUGCUACAACUGUGGUGAGGUUGGCCACGUCUCCCGCGACUGCCCUACCGAGGCUAAGGGCGAGCGCGUUUGCUACAACUGCAAGCAACCUGGUCACGUCCAGGCCGCUUGCCCCAACUAG
Molecule: messenger RNA, 555 nt
Organism: Aspergillus terreus NIH2624
Lineage: Eukaryota; Fungi; Ascomycota; Eurotiomycetes; Eurotiales; Aspergillaceae
Product: putative zinc knuckle domain protein (Byr3)
Exons: 5
Coding region: 1-555 (184 amino acids)
Biological process (GO): positive regulation of cytoplasmic translation
Cellular component (GO): cytoplasm
Molecular function (GO): zinc ion binding; translation regulator activity; single-stranded RNA binding
Source: RefSeq, a predicted model, not a curated record